Molecule: messenger RNA, 742 nt
Organism: Medicago truncatula (barrel medic)
Lineage: Eukaryota; Viridiplantae; Streptophyta; Magnoliopsida; Fabales; Fabaceae
Exons: 1
Coding region: 170-580 (136 amino acids)
Source: RefSeq, a predicted model, not a curated record
ACGGGACAUACAAAGAAAUUUACUUCGAUCUCUACCAAGCACAAAUAUUGUCCCUCAUUACCUCCAUCACCUUAACUAAAAUCUAUAUAUAUAAACACAAAAAGAAAACCUCUUCAACCAAAGAAAAACACAACAGUUUCUCUUUUAAGAUAUCAUCAACAACAUUAUCAUGGCAGAAAGAGAAGGAGCCGUUGUGAAGAAAGGUAACGACGAAAGUCUAAAAACGGCUCUUUCUCUUCUCCAAGAAUUUGAACUACCAGAAGGACUUCUCCCUCUUGCUGAUGUUAUCGAAAUCGGGUACGUGAAAGCAACUGGAUUCAUCUGGAUUGUUCAGAAGAAGAAAGUGGAGCAUAAGUUCAAUUUGGUAAGCAAGCUUGUGAGCUAUGAUACUGAGAUAACAGGUUACAUUUCAAAGAAGAAGAUUAAGAAACUUAAAGGCGUGAAAGCUAAGGAACUCAUGUUAUGGCCACCUGUUAAUGAGAUUACUGUUGAUGAACAACCAACUGGGAAGAUUCAUUUCAAGAGUCUUGCUGGUAUCACUAAGACUUUCCCUGUUGAAGCUUUUGCUGCUGGCCAGUAAUCAUAUCAUAUUAUGAAUUAAUUAAUGUUAUGAGAAUCUACCAAGCCUAUAUAGAUGUUUGGUAUAGAAUAAAAGAAUAAUAGCUUUCUUUCUGUUUUAUUUGGUGUAAUUGGAUUUAAUUCAUGCUUUAUAUGCUAUAGUAAAGUGAUUUGGAUUCGAAUA